This is a messenger RNA of Haliotis rubra (blacklip abalone), 2912 nucleotides long. Its product is annotated as extracellular signal-regulated kinase 2-like. Gene Ontology annotation, cellular component: cytoplasm; nucleus. The record is from RefSeq and is a predicted model, not a curated record. Lineage: Eukaryota; Metazoa; Mollusca; Gastropoda; Lepetellida; Haliotidae. Gene Ontology annotation, biological process: intracellular signal transduction; protein phosphorylation. Gene Ontology annotation, molecular function: ATP binding; MAP kinase activity.
UCCGGCAUCCAUGACUGUUGACGCUUCGACUUGGAAUAUUCGGAAAUAUGAAUUCUGAAAUAGAGCCUCACAUCACAAAGAAGUAUGAAAUAAAGAAGAGGCUUGGAAAAGGGGCAUAUGGCAUCGUAUGGAAGGCAAUUGACCGUCGCACCGGGGAGGUGGUGGCGGUCAAGAAGAUUUUCGAUGCUUUCAGGAACCAGACAGAUGCCCAGAGGACGUUCCGAGAGAUCAUGUUCCUCCAGGAGUUCGGGGACCAUCCCAACAUCAUCAAGUUGCAUAACGUCAUCAAGGCAGAAAAUGACAAAGACAUCUAUCUCGUCUUUGAGUUCAUGGAAACUGACCUUCACAAUGUGAUCAAGAGAGGCAACAUUCUGAAGGAUGUACACAAACGAUACAUCAUGUACCAGCUGUUCAAAUCCACCAAGUAUCUUCACUCUGGCAAUGUGAUCCAUCGAGAUCAGAAGCCAUCCAACAUCCUGCUGGACAGUGAAUGUGUGGUCAAACUGUGUGACUUCGGUCUUGCACGGUCACUCACACAGAUCGGCAUGGACGAAACAGGUGACCCCAAUCUGACAGAGUACGUGGCCACACGCUGGUACAGAGCCCCUGAAAUCCUGCUUGCAUCACACAGAUACACCAAGGGUGUGGACAUGUGGAGUCUAGGCUGUAUCCUGGGGGAGAUGUUGAUAAACAAGCCUCUGUUUCCAGGGUCAUCCACCAUCAACCAGAUUGAGAGGAUCAUGGCCUCCAUCCCAGCACCCUCCAGGGGAGACAUUGAGAGCAUCAAGUCAGCAUACGGGUCAUCUGUGUUGGAGAAAGCCGCUAUGAGACCAAAACGAAGACUGGAAGACAUGUUGCCAGAAAGUCCAGAGGCCAUUGACCUUGUUCGCCUCUUGCACUUUAACCCCGACAAACGCAUCACAGCCGAUGAGGCAGUGCGGCACCCAUAUGUAGAAAGUGAGCUGGACAUGAUCAUGCAGAAGAAGGCAGAGCGGCGCCGGCGCCGAAGGGAAGAAUCACGGAGUGCACAGCAAAGACAGCUGCAGCAGCAGCAACAGACAUUGAUGGCUGCCGGGGACUCCAGCAGCAACCUUUCCCCUCCACAACCAGACCCUGCCAUGAAGGAGAACGUGUCCGGACCCUCCCCAAAGUCUGCAUCCAGGGGAGGCCUUGUUGACAACCGACAUCACUCCUCCUUCACAAAUGUUGCAUUUGGUCGAACAACCUCCCAUGAAGCUCAGCAGAAGGCCCUGAUGAGACAGCGUAGUCUGGACUAUCUAAAUGGGCAGCAACACUCUGUCGCCGCCAAUGAUGCAUAUCCUCCAAUCCAGCAAAACCAGAAGAACCGUCAAGCAUCAGCCCCAGCAGUGACUCGGGGUCAAGGUCGUCCAAUAUCUGGUGCCUUCAGAAACCCUGUGAUAACCCGGGGUUGGGAGGAGCGACAGGGGGGUUGGGGGCUGACAGUCACAAGCUCACGAAUGGUUCCAGGACAGCGGCCCUCCUCAGCAUCCAACCCCCGUCCCAAGCCUGUGUAUGGCCGCAAGCAGUUCAGCAAUGCAGUCAACAACCCAUCUACAGGAGCACACAAAGCUAGCUUCGGCAGCUACACACAGUCAUUCGGAACCAUCAGCGCCAGUGGGCUGGCGGCCAUUCAGAGUAAAAAGACUUGAGUGUCUGAGAUCUGUGUGUACAUAGACGGAACUGGCAGGGAGAGGGAGCCACAAGGCAAAGGAGUCGAGUCAGACUGCAACCUUUGUACAUAUGAAGAGCAUCAUGUUGCACUGUGUGUUAUUCAACAGAGCACCAUCUGAUCCUUAGUGAUGCCACGGUGCCACUUGUAUUUGUACAUAACGUGGUGAAGCAAAGGGAUAUGUCAUGUAUGACUAUUUUCACUGAAGGCUGAACCUCAAUAUCACAUUCAACCUGGUUGAGAUCUAAACUGGUUAGAUUGCCAGGGAACCUUUUAAACGCAUCAUUCCAUAAAAUACAUGUUUUUAUUUCUUCACUGAUUCAUCUAGGGUUGAGUUGUGUAUAGUUCAUUAAGUUUUAAUUAGUUUCAUUGUUUUACAAUAGCGACUUCCUGAUUGGUGGAUAUGCAUGAAGGUCGCCUGUCGCCAGUUUUUAUCUACAUGUGUUACCAACGGGGGUGGCACCAAUUUCUGUCAGCAGAUACAGUAACAACAGUUACACCAUUGCCAGUCACUGUACAUGUAUGUUGCCAACAAGGCACCAUGUCACCAUCAGGCACCAUGUCGCCAUCAACUCCAUGUGUUCUUCUGACUAAUAUGUGGCGCCAUGUCUCUGGUAGACGGUUGAAUUUGAGGUGUUAACUGACUCCAACUAUAUAUUCCUGUGUGGCAUUUACAUCUGAUUAUGUUAUAUACAUUCCUUGUGUCCAGAAUCCGUGCCCUGGACGUGUCUGUGUGUUGAAUGUGUUGGACCCACAAGCCAAUAAGUUGUCAUUGCUGGUGUAAGCAACAGUUUUGGAACAGUAUUAUUAUAUUGUCUUGAGUUUUAUUUACAUCUCUCCAUGCCCAGUGGCUGAGGGAAGAUUAUAUAGUGGCACAUGCUCACAAAGAUCUGUAUAUAUAAUGUAUUUUGUAACAGGUGCCCAGUGUAUGAAUGUAAGGCAUGUGCCCAUAAAGCUGUAUGUUUGUUUUGUACAUGUCUGUAUAUAUCUGUUAAUUUAAUGUCUGCCCCUAAAAGUACACAGCUAAAAGCCAAAUGUUAAACAAGUGAGUAAACAGAUGAGUAUACGUGCAUUGUGUAUCCAGCUGGUUGUGCCUGCAAAACCUCUGCAACAAUAUAAGGGGCAGUGGGUUAGCCUAGUGGUUAAUGCAUUUGCUCAUUAUGCUGAAAACCCGGGUUCGAUUCCCCACGUGGGUACAACCUGUGAAGACCAUUUCUGGUGU